Salarias fasciatus (jewelled blenny) is the source of this 1144-nucleotide messenger RNA. RefSeq names its product twist family bHLH transcription factor 1b (gene twist1b). Lineage: Eukaryota; Metazoa; Chordata; Actinopteri; Blenniiformes; Blenniidae. The coding region runs from base 138 to 644 and encodes 168 amino acids. The record is from RefSeq and is a predicted model, not a curated record. Gene Ontology annotation, molecular function: RNA polymerase II transcription regulatory region sequence-specific DNA binding; protein dimerization activity; DNA-binding transcription factor activity, RNA polymerase II-specific. Gene Ontology annotation, biological process: regulation of transcription by RNA polymerase II; developmental process. The transcript is spliced from 2 exons.
UUGUCCUUCCAGGAUCCCAUCUAUGGAUUCCUCGGUGCCCUCGCAGCCAGACUGCUCUACAGGUGGACCCGCCGCUUGACUUCAUGACAGGGAGAUAGCUCGCGGACCCGUGCGCGCGCCGCCGUCUUCCAGGUGGGAUGUCUGAGGAAACUUGCGGGGAAGAGUCGGGCAGCUCCCCCGUCUCUCCUGUGGACAGCCUGAGCAACAGCGAGGGGGAGCUGGACCGACAGCCGAAGAGAUGUGGGAGGAAGAGGAGACCGAGCAGGAAGAGCGGGGAGGACUCGGAUAGCCCGACCCCUGGGAAAAGAGGGAAGAAGUCCAGCAGCAGCAGCCCCCAGUCUUUCGAGGAGCUCCAGUCGCAGCGCGUCAUGGCCAACGUCCGGGAGCGCCAGAGGACGCAGUCCCUCAACGAGGCGUUCGCGGCUCUGCGCAAGAUCAUCCCCACGCUGCCCUCGGACAAGCUCAGCAAGAUACAGACGCUGAAACUCGCGGCCAGAUACAUCGACUUCCUCUGCCAGGUGCUGCAGAGCGACGAGCUGGACUCCAAAAUGUCAAGCUGCAGUUAUGUGGCGCACGAGAGGCUGAGCUACGCCUUCUCCGUGUGGAGGAUGGAGGGCGCCUGGUCCAUGUCAACAUCUCACUAACAUCUGGAGAAAUUAUGCCCACAAUGGUGACUGCUGAAUCUACUUAUCACAUUCUGAAGGGACAAAUCUGGAGUCCAAUGCUGGAUACAUAGGAUCACUAAGAAAACCGAGACAGCAGAGGCUGUGGGGAUGGUUCUCAGAGGCCUGAAGGGCUGGAUGGAGACCUGCAGCCGCGGGUCAGCUCUCUGCACCCCGCUCUCAUCUGCUCUCACGUUGCUGACGACGAAUGUGUAACAUUUUUUUUUUUUGUUUUUCUUAAAACAAUUUGGUUAAUGCAUGCAUUUGGGCUUUUUCUAUGAGGUCAAAGUGCAUUCUGGAUUUUGUAUUUUUUUUUUUUUGGGUGUGAGACUGUCAACUGGUGGUGUAGCUCACAUUACAGGCUGACUGUGUGGAUCUAACCUGUGCAAAAAAUAUGUUCAGAAUACAUUUAUUUAUUUAUUGGUGAAAUACAUUGAGGAAUAGAUCCUGUGUCUUAAAUACAAAUACAUUCCUAUUUUUAU